Molecule: messenger RNA, 246 nt
Organism: Anthostomella pinea
Lineage: Eukaryota; Fungi; Ascomycota; Sordariomycetes; Xylariales; Xylariaceae
Source: the annotation of a GenBank genome assembly
AUGGCGGUGACGAGGACGACGGAUAUGAAAUGGAUGACCGUCAUCAUCAUCGUCCUCGUCGCCAUCGGCGCCACCGGCGCCAUCGUCAUCGUCAUCGUUCUCACCGGCGCCAUGGUGGCGGCCAUCACCAUCACCGUCGCCCGGAGCCUGUGCAUUUUAAUCCGGGGAGGAAGCGUGAUCGGUCUGAUGACGGCAGUGGAGGAGGAGGCAACAAGAGGGCGAGGAUAUGAUCUGCGUUCUGGGUAA